This is a messenger RNA of Podarcis lilfordi (Lilford's wall lizard), 8217 nucleotides long. The record is from the annotation of a GenBank genome assembly. Lineage: Eukaryota; Metazoa; Chordata; Lepidosauria; Squamata; Lacertidae.
AUGUCCUCCCCAUCACAUGAAUUCUCCCAGGCUUUUAAGGUCCUGGCACUAGGUGAGAAGCUUAAUAUCCCAGCAUUAUUACAGAAUCACAGAACUGUAAGUUGGAAGGGACCCUGAGGGUCAUCUAGCCCAACCCGCCGCAAUGCAUGAAUCCUGCCCACAGCUGUCUCUGGAGGGACUUGAACCACUAACCUUCAGCUUAACAUCCAGGCACACGGACCCAUCACACAACCUGAGGGUCUGUUCCCUUCCUGAUAAUACCAGAAACUAUCCAAGGAAGCUGAACGGUGGAAGGAUUGGUACAGAUGAAAAAGGGGGUUAUUUCUUUAGACAGAGUGUAGCUAUAAUAUGAAAUUUGCUCCUGCAAGAGGUUUGGUGUGAAGGUUUUAAAAGGGGCUUAGACAAACUGACGGAGGAUAAGGCUUUCUGUGGUAUCACUUUUUGGUCACUUGCAGGAUCAGAGGCAGUGGCAGCAUUUGGUGGAAUAUAUACUUGAUGGAAGGAGAGAAGUGGAACAAGGAUAGCAAAUGCAGUUGAAUGUACUUAUAUUAGACUUCAUCUGGGGAGGAUGACGACUACAGGGUUAAGCCAAAGGCGCGAUAUAUAUAUAUAUUACAAGGAAUAUACUCUCAGUGUGUCCAGUUGUGCUUGCCUACACAAGAGGGCAAGUUAGUGAAAUGAAAAUAAUCAAAGAGCAAGGCUGAUCAGGGCAGAAAUCAGUCCUGGGGCCUAGCUUCCAGAAAUGUGCCUGAGCAUGCUCAGAACAGGUGUAUAGCAUCACUACCCACAGUGCCAUGUCAUCUGCCUGGAUUUACCUCAUGACAACUGGAGGAAGUGAGAACCUGCACAGCCAGGGCUGGCUGCUGAAGUCCCAGUAAUAAAAAGCGUAGCCUCUCCCCCCUUUUUUUUCUUUUUAAGCUUUGCACGUACAGUGGUGCCUCGCAAGACGAAAUUAAUCCGUUCCACGAGUAUCUUCGUCUAGCAGUUUCUUCGUCUUGCGAAGCAACCCUAUUAGCGGCUUAGCGGAUUAGCGCUAUUAGCGGUUUAGCGGCUAUUAAAGGCUUAGCGGCUUAGCGGCUUAGCUGCUAAAAGGCUAUUAAAGGCUUAGCAGCUUAGAAAAAGGGGGGGGAGCGAAAAAAAAUCUCAAGACUCGCAAGACAUUUUCGUCUUGCGGAGCAAGCCCAUCGGGAAAUUCGUCCUGUGAAGCGCAUUGAAAAACGGAAAACCCUUUCGUCUAGCGGGUUUUCCGUCUUGCGAGGCAUUCGUCUUGUGGGGCACCACUGUAUCAUGAAGUCUGCAAGAGACAUUGUUGGUGUGAUGGCCUGGGACUCAGGCUCGGACUCGGAACUAGAGGAGUCUCAGUCUGCACCGGAUCCUCUGCCUCAGGGGGCAUCUGAACUGAGUCUGGGGCUUGAUUCUGAAGAACCCCAGUCUGCACAGGUUCCCCUACAACAAGCACCAGCUGGGCCAAGUCAGGGGCCUGAGCCUGCCCUGGCUCCAGAUGCAGGGAUUACCUCGUUGCCUUCAGCUGGGCCAUCACUUACAGCUGCUCCACUACCGGUUGGGUCAGGGGAGGCUGAGGCGGCCUCUGGGUCUAGUAACCCACCGACGUCUCCUGAGCUGCAGAGACUGAGAUCUGAGAGAAGGAGAGACCUGAGUACUCGCAGGAGGAGUGCUCGCCUUUGAGCAAGACAGGGAGGUGAGUCACCAGGGGACCAGGACCGGCCAUUACCCUAACAGAGAUAAAAGGCUGUCGGACCCCACCCCAGGUUUCAGGAGCAACAUUGCCGCUUCCUACCUGAGACCCUGUGCCUGACCCAGCCUGGUUUCCUGCCUUGUGACUUGCCUUGGCCCUGUUGGACUUACUCCUCACGGAAUCCUUGGAUUCGGGACCGGACCUGGACCGGUUGCUCAGGGUUACCCCCGGGCCCAGCACAGUUGGCAUGGCAGGCCAGGUGUCGAAGAAGCCCCAUAUCUGUGUAGAGACAGAUAACACCUGCCUGGCUGGACAGCCGCAAGGAAGCUCGCUAAUCCUCCUCCUCCAGUAUCAGGCGUUCUUUGCCUUGCCACUGCCCCUCUCUAAAUACCCCUCUGUUUCUGGCACAGGAAGCUUUCUACCAACUCAAGACCAUUGAGCCCACCUGUCUACACUGACUGGCAAGGAUUAUCCAGGAUUUUAGGCAGGGUUCUCUCCCAGCCAUACCUGGAGAUGCUAAGGAUUGAACCUGGGACCUUCUGCAUGCAAAGCAGAUGUUCUACCACUGAGCUACGACCCUUCUUCAAGUGGCAGGGCCACUUCCAUUGGGAAAGGAUGGAAGGAACAAGGCACGAAAAGGAAAGCACCACUGCCCUCUUCCCCACCCCCUGUUCCUCUUUCAAACUAAGGGAGUCUUCUGAAGGGCAGUCCAAAUGCCUGCUUACAUGAAAUAUGCAAUUAUUUUUUAGCUCUCCCAAUAAAACGUUCAUGCCACUCUGGCCUCGUUCGUGGAUGGUUACUUUUAAUAGCAAGUACAACGGGCCAUCUGUGAUUUGCUGGCAGUAAGAGAUUAUAAUGGCCAAUAGCCACAUGGAACACUUUAUGGAACAUGGCUUAGAAUACGGUAGACGGGGAAAUGUUGUGACUCAGAGAUCUCUUACUGGCACUUAGCAAUAAGCGCUCAGAACUACCUCUUCCUCAUAAGUGAGUGAAAACAGAAGUGGCCAGGAGCACCUCAGGUGUAAAGGGGCCAAGAAAGAACCUAGCGUGGGGUGGGUUUUUUAUAACUCUUGUCAUAAAGGCAUUUGACAUAAAGAUAUUCAUGACAUCAGAGGGUUGAGAGGCGCUCAUCACAAUGCUCUCUGCUAGGCGUCAUCUGUGCAGAUGGGUCAUCCCUGCUUGCCCUAGCGCCAGCCCUGCAGAGCAGGCCACCAAUAAUGUGGCCUUUGCUUUGUUGCUACUGCCACAACUCACAACCAGGCCAGGCCAAGGCAAGGUGAGUGAGUUUCCCUGUUAAUGUGGAAGGAGAAAGACCACGGUCGUAAUUUCAUGAUUUCUAGAAUUCUUGGGGGGAAACAUAUCAGGUUUGUAACAGGUUACAGUUGUCAAGUGCACUACGACCCACACAGCUAGGAAAAUAGGAAGGUGCCUUUUCGGGAGGGGAAGAUGGCUGCCGAAUGCUUGAAGCAGAGUUUUGAGCUCUAAGGCCAACUCUAAGGCAAGUUUCUGCUCUAUAACCAACCCUUAGCAUUUGUUUUUAUCCUCUCUUCCAUUUUAUUUCUUAACUCCUUUUAGUGCUUCGUUUUGUUGUUUUAAUUUAUUGUUUUAACUCCUUGUUUUAUUGUUCUAACUCCCCUAAACUGUGAGGCUGCAUGAAGUUGGGCUGGGCUGAGCACUUUGCUAGGCAGUGCGAAACGCAAGGUCGAGCCAAAGUUUACAAGAUACUAGUUAUAAAUUAAGGAAGAGAAGCAUCUUGAUUAUCAGAACCGUUGACGAGCGAGCCCAGGUGGCAGCUGCAGAGAGUCUCCAAAACGCUCCCUUUUCUUUCAUCCUGUCCCCACCCCUGCUGGGGUGAGAGGAAAUCACAAUACUGGUUUGGGGGGUGAUUUUCCUAUAUGUCCACCUCCCCUUGCAGGAGUCUCUCUCUUAUAUACAACUCUUGAAGGAGCCCUUUUUCUCAUCUGGCCAUCUCCCUCCACUUCCUUUGCUACCCCCUUUCCCAGGCAAUGACCAUGAGCAACUUCAGGUCCCUGUGGAUCAUUUUCCCUUCCAUGGACUGAGACUACUAGUCCUAGAAUCGCAGGCAGGAGACAGGGGCUCUGGGCAUAAUAUCCACUGGGAAGAAGCCCUUCAAAGCCCUCUGCCUGACUGUCUGGCCACUGGGGGCUUGGUGUCUAGGGGUGUUGCAAAGAGAUGCUAAGGAAAAAUUCUGCCUGGAAUAGGGUUUCGUUUUGUUUUCUCCUUUGGCCGGAGUCUGAAGUCACCUAAUCUUGGGAAGAUGCUGCGUGCCAUUAAUCUGAUCCUGUCUUGAGUAUCCUGUCUUUCAGGGCAGUAAUUAAGUUGCACAUCUUGGCUUGUGAAGCUAUCAGCGAGGCAGCUGCACUAGCCAAGUUAGAAGUACAUUUUCCUUUCACUGAUCUCUUUUCUAAAUCGCCUGCUUUUGUUGAUGCCUUUGGCUCUCUGCGUUUUAUCAAUAAAAAAAGGGGGGGGCUUAUUUUGGUUAAAUGCUCGGUAAUAACCACAUGCCCAGACUUUCAGGUGACGCCAUUGGUAUGGAGAGGAAUGCCUACCAGGGCAGUUUGGGGAGGGUCUCGCACACCUGCCCCUAAAACAGGGCUGGGGAAACCUGUGGCACUCCAGAUUAGGAAUGCAGUUCCAGGUAGGGUUGGGAGAGAUCCCUGACUGAAGCCCUGACAAUCAGUAUUGGCAGUACUGAUCUACAUGGAGCAAUGGUCUGACUCAGGAUAAGGCCACCUCCUAUGUUCCCCUUGUACCUCUCUCAGCAGAAGUCAUCCAACAGGGUGGAUAAGGCCAGUGAACUGGGCCAGUGUGGAGUAAAGGUUAUAAAUAAAUAAAUACAUCAAGAGAGGCGAGAGGCAUCCAUUACCUGCCAGUUAUUCUCUUCCCAGAUCCCAGUUGGGUUCUCUAGAUAGGAGGGAGCUUAUCCCCAGGAUAAUGCCAACUCCUGACAACUUGCCCUAAAAUGUGAAUAUGACAUUCUUUAAUUGCACAAAUAAGGAGAAACAGGGCAGUGGGUGACCAGGGUCAGGGAUGAGAAAAUAAUGACUGUUUGAACGUAUGUAUCAUAUGAUGUGCAGUGUAAUAAGAGACGUGCUUACUCAGAAAUAGGUCCUAUUGGGUAAGUCUCCCUAGAGUGGCAAUGUAAUUCACAGGAUUUCAGGACUAGGAAGUGGCUCCUUAAAGUUCAUCUUGGGGUUUAAAGGUAAUACAAUUCCAUUCAGCAACACUCCUUAAGCAUGGCAAGAGAGAGAGAGAGAUAAACCUUUAUUCACAUUAGCCAAUGGCCAUAGCAACAGUAAAACAUUACAGUAAUGGUUAGAGUGCUGACCUGGGAGAACAAGGUUCGGAUUGUGGGAAUCUUGCUUCCUAAAUACUAUGCAAAAUGUUAAUGUUGUAGUAUAGAAUUCUGUGAUGUCAUAUGCCUGAGGGUGGUCCCCCCCCCCGUUAGUUCAGUUAUCGACUGUUCAGCCGCUCUGCAAAUAUUAGUCAGUCUCGGAUGCAAAACCAUGUAAAUAUGUUUUAGUAACAUAAGUAUUUCCUGCCUGUCUUGUACAUUCAAUCUGACAAGAACACCAAGUAAAAGUCAUGCGUUAUUUUUAAACUUUAAAACAAAAGUGUGUUGCAUAGUGUGUAUUGUUUUCACAGGAGGGGAAAAGGCAUAGCUGUCAACCGUCCCUUAUUUGGCGGGAAAGUCCCUUAUCCCAGCGCUGUGUCCCGCUGCUGUCCCUUAUUGAUGAUGUCCCUUAAAUUUCCUGGGUUUCAAAGGAAGCAGCUCCUCUCCCUCCCUCCCUGCCGGCCAGGGAGGAGGGAGGCUCCAACUGUGUUGCUUGGCUGUGUUGCUCACCCAAUAAGAAGUCUAAGAAUGACUGGGGGGGUGGAGCUUGCAUGCCUUGUGCUGAUCAAAUCGGCCACGUUGCCUGGGGACUCGCCUUUGCUCAGCGCUUCCCAGCGGAGAGGUGACGGUGGUUUUCCUUGCUGCAUCCCCUUUGCCGGGUUGCUGCGCUGUGGGAACCACCGCUUGACGCUUCAUUUGGCUGCUGGCUGGGCUUUCUGCCUUUGGCUUGGAGGGGCUCAGAAGUUGAACAUACCUGUGUUGGAAAAUCCCUUAUUUUGGCUGCUGAUCCCUUAUUUUCGAGGCUGCUGGUCCCUUAUUUUCAAAUCUGUAAGUUGACAGCCACACAGAUCCCGCCCAUGUUCCUGAAGCUCACCUUGGGCCAGUCCUUGCCUCACACAGGAUCAAAUGGGGGCGGGAGAACCACCUUGAGCUCCUUGGGGGAAAAGGUGGCAUAUAAACAUAAGAAAUUAAUUAAUGGAUUGAUUAAUAAGGCUCCUUCGGUACUGAAAUAACUGCGCUAGAACACUAAUGAAAACAAAACUCCAUCAUGGAAGGUCAAAUUCAAACGAAUGCUGGGCAAAAUCCAGGACAGGCCUUGCUUAAUUUUUGUCAGAGGGAGGAGAGGUUUACAAGGCAAUUGGUACCCCCCCCCCCCGGUUUGAUAUGAACUCAGAGCCUGACGUGAAGCUACAGUUCUAGGGGGAAAUGAAGUGGGAAAACUACCUUUCUUUUUCUUGAAAAUAUCUGUGGUAUACCAUUGAUUUCCGUUCUCUAGGCCUGAAGGUUUCGGUGGGUUUUUAAAAAGUGUUUUUAAUAGGCAACGUUAGGAGCAAUUUGAAAUGAAAGCUUUAAAAAAACCUCUCAGGGGUAUUAACUAUUCUCAGAGCAAUCAAUUCUCACCAGGAAAAGAAAGAAAGCUAUACAAUCUUUUCCAUUUCUUUUUUAAAAAAAACUGAAGUAAAUGCACAGAAAUUCCUCAGAGCUACAUAUUCUCUGCAUCAUUUUGAAAUUUUAAAAGGCAGCAGGAGAUCAGCGUACAUAAAGGGCACAAUAAUAAUGAUAUUUUUCUGAAAUUCUCCAUAAGUCGUGACAGCUAAAUAGUCAAGUAAUGGCCAAAGUUUUGGCAUGGGGAGAAGAAAGUGUGUUUGUGCACACCUUGGGACCUCAGAAGAGGGAAUGGGAAUAGGGACUGGAACAGGGGUGUCUGAACACCCACACAUACCAAUUGACAAAAAAGAUAGUAAUCAAGCAUGAUUCAUGAAGGCCAUAUUCAUGUCAUACAUUUAAAGCACUAUGAAACCAUCUUAAACAAUCAUGGCUCCCCCCAAAGAAUUCUGGGAGCUGUAGGCUGUUAAAGGUGGCAAGAGCUGUUAGGAGACCCCUAUUCUCCUACAAGAGCAGCUAUUUCUGAACUGGUUUCCCAAUCUGUUCCUCUUUCCAGGGAAUUUUGGAAACCGUAGCUCUGUAUGCUAUUCUAGGCUGCAUCAACAGAAGUAUAGUGCCCAGAUUAAGGAAGUAAUAGUACCAGUCUAUUCUGCUGUGGUCAGAGCUCCCCUGAAGUUCUGGGUCCAGUUUUGGGCACCAAAAUUUAAGAAGAAUGUUGACAAGGUGAAACAUGAGCAGCGGAGGGCAACCAAGAUGAUCAAGGGUCUGGAAACCAAGCCUCAUGAGCAACGGUUGAGGGAGUUGGGUUUGUUUAGCCUGGAAAAGAGAAGACUGAGAAGGAGAUAUGAUAGCCAUCUUCAAAGAUGGGUUUUCUCUUUGUUUUUAUAGAGACACAUUCAAUCACAUUAACUUCUAUCUGCAAUCUGAAUGAGGACCCACUGAGGCAGAGACUUAUCAUCUCCUCAGUGAACCAGUGAUGGCUGGUGCCUGUUGGGACUGGUAGGCAAGGAGGCCAACUGCAGGUGGCGCCAGAGCCAAUGACAGGUGGAGCCAACCAAUUCUACUUUGUCCCCAUCCUCUUCCUCCCUGCUGAGGUUUACAAGAACAACAAGGAGACUAAGGUGGGGGAAGCUGACUGGUUACCAGAUAGGCAGAUGAGGGGCUGGAUAAGGGCAGACCGAGCUUUAUCGAUGUUAUUUAUUAUUUUAAAUAUAUAUACUGCCAACUCAAGUCACACCCACACCAUACAUUUGUCCUUCCAGAAGAAGCAGUUCAUGGCUCUUCAUAACAUUCUUAUAUAGAAGCAGAAGAAAACUGUGUAAUUCAUGGGCUUGCCCCUGAACUGUGGAAGGGCCGAGACCCCAUGAUUUGCAGAACGCUUCAGACGUAGUCUUUCUUUUUUAAAAAACCCACAGGAUAUAACAAGAACAUUAUGCAUGGCAUAAUGUGGGCAGCGACCCCCAACGGAACUUACACAGACACUUUUAUUCUUUGGAACCAGUCGAACGAAAGGGGCAUAAUUAAACAUGCACCACACAGUUUGCCCUACACGUAGAUGCUGAGCUCCCCAGGUAACUAAUUAAAUGGAUUGUAAGAUUCCUCAACGUUUCUGGAGCCUCAGAGAAUGAAAGAAAAAGCCACAGGGGAGGCUUCUGGAUCUUGCUCUGCGUGCCUUGACCCCACUUUCUACUUCCUCCGCAGGUUAUUGUUCCCGGAGCUUUCGGUCUUCCGAUAUUGCUGUCCUUUUCUUCUGCGUUCAGAGUCUGCCGUUUACACAUAG